AUGGACCUGGGCAUCGAGCUGGGCGCCGGGGACAGGUCGGCCCCGGAAGACAGCCGCGCCGCCAAGAGGGUCAUGGUCACAGUGGACAACGGCAACCAAAAGCUUCUCACGCUUUUGGCGAAGGCUUGCUUGUCUUCGCUUCAGCAGCACAGGGCUCUCAAGGCAAUUCUUCUGAUGGUCUUUUGGAUCCGGACAGAUUCGUUGUUCAGUUCGUCAAUGCGCCAAGCCACGACGGGCUUCGAACAGAAGGCGAAGGCCCUGCGGGAGAGCGGCAAGCAAUCCAAGGAGGUCACCAAGCUCGUGGGGCUCCCUCACGCUCAUGCUUGGAACGCAGUGUGCAAGGCCACCCUGGAGAAACUCAAGGCGGCCGGAGAGGCCGCGAAGGAGCAGCUGGCGACCAUGGAGAGGUAUUGCACCGAGUUAGCGACGAAGCGCCCCGGCCUCCAGGUCUGGCAGAACGUCGCCGCAGAGGUGAAGUACUGCUACCUGGAGAAAACCCACACACGCGAUUACAAGAAACUCGUGGUCAACUUCAAGCAGGCCAGCAACAGCGACCAGAUAUUCGAGAACAUCGUGAUGCCGGUUCUGCUCAGAGAGCCAGAAGCGGACCAGCUGCCGGGCAUCGCGCCGAAGGGGGACCUGGAGCACGAGCUCCAGAAGUGGCUGGACGAGCAGUGA
Molecule: messenger RNA, 678 nt
Organism: Prorocentrum cordatum
Lineage: Eukaryota; Dinophyceae; Prorocentrales; Prorocentraceae
Source: the annotation of a GenBank genome assembly